CAUGAUGGCCAAGCGAGUCAAGGAAGCUGGAAUGGAGCUGUCCGAGCCUUCGGAAAGCGAUGGAGCCUCAUCGUCUAGUUCCAGCGAGCGGAAGGAACCAAAAGAAGCACCUCCAAAGAUGAUCGAUAUGAUAGUCGAUGCAAUGAAUAAUCUGAAUGACAGACGAGGUGCGUCUCCCGUCUAUCUGAAAAAAUUCAUUCUAGGCAAGUAUCCCGAAAUGAACACACGGCUGUUCAAAGCGAAGUUUAAGAGGACUUUUGUUAAGGCCCUGCAGAACAACAUUUUGGUGAGGACUAAAGCAACAGAACAUGCUGAAGGAGUAACCGGGAGAGUGAAGCUGGCGACAAAGGUGAAACCUCGCAAAAAACCAAGGGCCCCGGCGGAGAGGCGAAGGCAGCCAAGGGCCCCGGUGGAGAGGCGAAGGCAGCCAAGGACCCUGGCGGAGAGAAGGCCAAAAAGGGCCCCGGCGGAAAGGCGAAGGCAUCUAAAGGCGCUGAUGUGGAAGCGAAGGGUCGUGAGGGUGCUGGCUAGGAAGGGCGCUGUGGGUGAAGCAAAUACCAAGGCUUCGACCAUCGGUAAGACGAAGACUGGCGGGAUGGCUACUGGCAGUGCAAAAAACCGAAGUGCUGCUACCGCUGACAGCGAGAAAGUCAAAACAGGUACGGCCGGUUUGGCGAAGACCAAAGCGCGUGCAGCUGGCAAGGAAAAAACCACGGGCAAAAUCGUUGAGGCUCCCGAGUCCUCCAGCGAACGUGAAGAGGCGGCCAAGUGCACCAGCGAAGACGAGGAAGAAGAUGCCGCGCAGUUCAGCGACGGGCAGGAGAUGGCGAAUAAGUCCAACACCGAAAGCGAGGACGAUGCCGAACGCUCUAGCGAAGAUGAGGAGGAGACGUCACCUACCACAAGAGGCAAGAAAGUGCACGAAGAUCGCAGUGAAAACGAGAUGGAGGAUUCCUCUAGCGAAGGUGAGAUGGAGGAGCUUUCUAGUGAAGGUAACAUGGAGAUUCCAGCUAACGAACGAGAUGUCGACUCAAGUGACUCGACCUCAAGAAAAGGUAGGCACGGCGAAGGAAUUCCUGCCACUGGCGCGCAAUCAAGCACGGAUAAAGUGAAAGGUGCGAAGAUGGUGAAGCGCCGGGAGCACGUAGAAACUCUCGAAAAAUUCUCAGCCUGA
Rhipicephalus microplus (southern cattle tick) is the source of this 1174-nucleotide messenger RNA. RefSeq lists its product as uncharacterized. Gene Ontology annotation, molecular function: DNA binding. Lineage: Eukaryota; Metazoa; Arthropoda; Arachnida; Ixodida; Ixodidae. Gene Ontology annotation, cellular component: nucleosome. The record is from RefSeq and is a predicted model, not a curated record. Gene Ontology annotation, biological process: nucleosome assembly.